CGUCUUCACACAGCAUCACUCUCUCUGACCUGCAAGGUGGUACUCAGUACUCUGUCACUGUCUGCACUGUGCUGGAAAAUGGAAAGCAAAGUCAACUGGCAUCAACAACCCUCACCACAAGACCUUUUCUCAGGGAGCUGUUGUCAAAGACUGGACUAGAAGAUCAUUAUGAAAACAAGCUGACGUUAAGUUCUGUCCUUGAGAUAAAUGCUGAUACUACAUCAGAUGAACCUCUUACCACUAUGCAGUCACUUCCAGGGGCCUUCCUUAAGAAAUUAAUAAUGGCAAAUGUGAAUGCUAGGAGUGUGAAAUGUCUGACCACUGACCAGGAGGUUUCCUAUUAUGGUGUAGACAACCUGUACACUGACACUGAUACUAGCGAUGUCAUUAAUCCACUGGACCUGGUUACAGCCCUGUUUCUGUGCUCAGACGGUUUCCUACAGCAGGAGAUGGUCCAGAAAAUGUCCAUGUGUCAGUUUGCUGUUCCUCUCCUGCUGCCGAACUGUUACACAAAACAAAUCACUUUGAUGCUGUGGGCCUUGAGGGACAUAGUGAGGAAGUUUAGACCCUCUUCCCAAAUGGCCACAAAUGCUUUUGUGGAGGAGAGAAUUGUACUCUCUGACAUUCCUAUGGUGUCAUUUGUUAGGUUAGGAGAGAGUAGCUUGUCCAAGUCUCAGAUCUUGAACAAGUUGCUUAGUAACCCUCAACAGUACCAUGAUACAUUUGUUCAUCAUGAUAUGGAAUGUGGAGAUGUCCCUCGUCAAAUCUCAGAUGGUCUGGUUGAAAUCAGCUGGUACCUUCCAUGUGGGAACAGAAACAUAGACAUGUUCACUAAGCCUAUGGUGGUGGCCAAUCUCAGAGGAGAUGUCAGGUCCUUUGAAACACAGUUCUCCUUUCUGUGUCAYACAUCAGCUGCAGUUUACAUUUUCAUUGAUGAUUUGGAGUCAGAUCUCAAGGUUUUGGAAGUAAAAAUCACAAAAGCAGAGUUAUUUCUGGUUGUUAACUCUCAGAAAAAAACCUUCAGGGUGGAAACAUUGAAGAAAAUGAUCACAAACUACAGUAUCAACCCAACAAAUGUGAUUGUGAAGAAAAAGCAGAAUGAUGCAGAAUUUGUCAAAACUCUGCAGUCAUCUGUGGGUGACAUCAUUGAAAAAAGUAAAAACAGAUUGACAAUUGAGAACAUGGCUGACAUGGCUCAUCAGAUGGGGGUUUGGGUUGAUGAAGACUGUGAUGAGUGUCAGAGUGCCAGGAAAAUGGCAGAUGAAAUCACUAGGAGCAUUAAAGACGCAAUUCAAUUCAAAGACAAACAGCUACCCUUACAAGGAACAAUCUGGAAAGAGCCUUCCCAGUUGGAGAAAGAGAGAUGUAGACUGAGAAAACAAGGGGAUGAAGACAUUGAACACUACAAGAGCUCUCUGAAUAUAAAGGAGAAAGAGCUGAGAAGGAAACAAUAUACWUUUGACAUAUCAGAUGCAAUGGCAAGCUUCAUUUCAGGAUUGUCUAGUUCAGGAGCGGAGCGUUCCUAUUUCCUCAAAUGGAUGCGGAUAAAUCUGGACAAUCUGUCACGUCAGAACAUGUCUGCUUUGCGGGACCGGUACAAAAAUCUUUGCCAACAUUAUCCAGAGAAAAAAGAUGACAUUAAACAUUUGGAUAAGCAAUUAUCUGAUUGUUCCUUGGGUCUUGAACACUUCCUGCGUGAGUUGGGCCAGUUAUAUGAAGCUUCCUGCUCCCUCCCUGAAAGUAGCCUACAAUGGCAACAGAUGGAGCAUCUCCCUGGAUUGUGUGCUCAGAUGCUGUUGGAUGGCUUCCCCAUUGAGCUUGUGGAUGGAGAUGCAUCAAAUAUCCCUCUGAAAUGGAUAUCAGCUGUACUGACUCAGCUUCAUACUCUUGUCCAAUCCAAUAGCAAGAUCCGGGUUGUGACAGUUUUAGGGGUCCAAAGCACUGGGAAGUCCACUCUCCUCAACACCAUGUUUGGGGUCCAGUUUGCUGUCAGCAGUGGAAGAUGCACCAGAGGGGCCUUCAUGCUACUGAUUAAAGUCAACAAAGACCUCAAGGAGGAGCUGAAAUGUGACUUCAUCAUGGUCAUUGACACAGAGGGGUUGAAAUCACCAGAGUUGGCUCAACUAGAUGACAGUCAUGAACAUGACAAUGAAUUGGCCACACUGGUGAUUGGACUSAGUGAUGUCACUAUCAUCAACAUGUCCAUGGAGAACUCCACAGAGAUGAAAGACAUUCUACAGAUUGUUGUUCAUGCUUUUAUCAGGAUGAAGGAAGUGGGGAAGAAGCCAGUGUGUCAUUUUGUGCACCAGAAUGUGUCAGACAUGUCUGCUCAUGACAACAACAUGAGGGACAGAAAUAAGUUGUUGGAACAGUUGAAUGAAAUGACCCAGGCAGCAGCCAGAAUGGAGAAGAAGGAGAAUAUCACCAAGUUCACUGAUGUGAUGGAGUAUGAUCCAGACACAAGCAGCUGCUACAUCCCAGGACUCUGGCAUGGGACUCGCCCUAUGGCUCCAGUCAAUGCUGGCUACAGUGAGGCUGUGUAUGAUUUAAAAAAGACCUUGAUGCAAGACUUAAUAAAAUGCCAGAGUAAUGAUGACAUGACACAUUUCCUGAUGUGGACACAAAGUUUGUGGGAGGKAGUGAAAUUUGAGAAAUUCAUCUUCAGUUUCAGAAACAGCUUGGUUGCAGAUGCGUACUCCAGAUUAUGUUCUGAGUACAAUGGUUGGGAAUGGYCCWUCCAGAAGGAGAUGUAUACAUGGAUGGUGAGUGCUGAAACUYAAAUAUCCAAUAUUGMCAUGACAGAUCAACAUCCCCAGAGGUCCAUAAGAGAUGUGCUACAAGACUUGAUGAUAGAAGCAUCAGGGAAACUGUCAUUGGGAGAAAAGGAAAUCCAAGACAAUCUAGUAAAAUACUUUGAAAAACAAGAUGGCCAUGUCAAUCUGGUGGAAAAAUACAGGGAGGAUUUUGUGUCCAGUGCCAAAACACUGAGACGAGAGACAGAAAACACUGUGAAGAACAAACUGCAAGGAGCUGUUGAGAUCAAAGAGGGAAUGACAGAACUGGACAACAUCAAGAGUUCUCAGACAAGUACAAUGGAAAAGKAGGUUCUGACUCUGCUGCAGAACUGUAGAAAGAAAGAAUCUGUUCUAUCAGAUGAGGCCCUCAGUGAAGAGUUUGAAAUCAUGUGGAGGAAAACUCUGUCUGACAUACACUUCAAAGGARUCCCAAGAAGAAAUGUGGCUCAAGAUACCUUCCUCAUGUUACGUGAUAAUCUGGUAAUGAGGGGGAGUUAUGUAAACAAGAUGUUGGUUGGAACCAGACUGGUGGAUUGUGGGAGAAAAGCCUUUGUUGUGGAAUCAGAGAGUUGGUGGCAGCAGGCUAAAAACUUUGCAAAGCACUUGGAUCCCGACCAUCACAGGAAAAAACUACAAGACCUCUGUGAUGACAUCAUAAGACAGUGUCAGGAGUUUAUAACCCAGAGGGUGAAAAGCAAAACKGAUUACCAUGACACUCACAUCAAAGAACUGCUUAGAAUAGUUGACAAAACAUUGCAACAACACACACAAGUUAAAGUCAGUGAGGAAUGUGAGGUUUCUCUCAAACAACACAUCUGUGGCAGAGCAGCCAGAGAGUUCCAGAAGAUGCAUAAUGAUUUCAUUGAAGUCAAUGACCCAAGGAAGUGUCUGGAACUGUCUAAGAACAAGUACCUUACUGAGUUUAUAGACUUAUUUCAUAACCGAGAUCAGUGCCUAAAGAAAGCCAAGGACUUCACAAAGCUCUGUCUAGAGCCAGCUGUACAGGACUAUGUGUCCAAAAUGAUUGGUCCUGAUGUGAUUGAUGAAGUGAAGAKAGGUYAAGGGUCAGAGGUUUACAGCACCCGAGGGGCUUUCCAGUUCUCCAUUUUGAAACAACUCUUGACUGAUGGAAAAUAUGAGAAAUAUAGAGAGUACAUUAACCAUUAUGAAAGGUUUGUGAAGGACUGGCUGUUUGACCAGAUUGUCCAACGACUCUCAGAGGAGAACAGUCUUAAGAAACUAGAGAUAAAACAUCUGUCAGAGAUCAUCACAAUCAUAAUCGCUGCCAUUUCAAAUGUCAGCAGUAAAGCUACUGUAAAUGAUAUCAAGACGUUCAUUGGCAUUAUUUGCGAGGCUCUUAGAGAGAAGCUUGUCUUUCCCAAAGAUGCUCUGGAUUCCAUUCGUAGGCUUAUUCCUGAAGAAGCAAACAGAGAACAGUUUGUUGUCAUCCUCACAGAGUUAGUGGGAGAAAUGGAGCGGUCACUGGCAGCUGAGUACAACAAGGGAGGAGACAUCAAAGAGAGACUCAGAUCUCUUCCAUUCAAGCCUCAGGAGGAGUUGUUCACCAGUCUGUUUGGCUGUGGGAAGKAAUGUCCCUUCUGUGGUGUACCUUGUGAAGCAGGGGGGAAAGAGCACUCCGAACACCAUGCCUCCAUUCACCGUUCACUAGGUAUCAGUGGUGAUAGGGAGAGUUAUUCACAGAAAUUAGUAUUUGAGAUAUGUUCAUCUCUUGUGAUUAGUAACGAGGUGUUCUCCAAUGCCGAGACUGGAGGAAAAUAUCACCCCUACAAGGACUACCAGACAUAUUACCCUGACUGGAUCAUAACUGGAGAUUCCAGUAUGGAGGCUUCAGACUACUGGAAGUACGUGAUGGCCACAUUCAAUGAGACAAUCGCUGAUGAAGUAAAUGCACGUCCUGCUGAUAUCCCAGAGGACUGGAAGGUGUUAACAAGUGAUGACGCAUUGAAGAGCUUGAAAAGGUCAUUCAACAUGAAAUAAAGUGGAGUACUAUAUCAUGACUUGUUGACCAGAAACAUGAUUGACUUUUCAUAGACUUCACAACCAGAAAUGACAUCACAGAAUCAACAUAUGUAGAGCCAGUCGUCUCAAUACAGUUUUUGAAAUGUGCAGAUCUGUCAAAACCCAAUGCAAUUUAGAAAAGAACAAAUGCAGCAGGAAAACAUAUUUUAUUCUAUAUAACAUACUGUAUUCUAUAUAACAUUUUAUUCUAUAUAACAUAUUUACAGAUGCAUUCAUAAACUAUAUGACGUCUUAGCAAUUCACAGAUCUGAUGUUCCAAAAUGAAAUAUGUAGCUAACACUUUGAAUUUGAAGUGAAAGGAAUACCAUUUUCUAAUCAGAUGUAGAUGUAAGCCAAGCGCUUUAAGCAAAUUCAGAAAUCCUACAAAUAAGAAAAGUAAAUGUGAACACCAACAGGUUAACCAASAGAUUCACAGUGUUAUGAUAAUGAUUUUAUUUUUUAUUGAUGAUGAUUAUCUUGUUGUUGAUUAGGAUAAUUGCAUUUUUGUUGUUGAUGAUGAUUUUAUUUUUGCUGUUAAUGACAACAAGUAUGGUGAUUAUGUUAAUAAUGUGAGAUUGAACUCUGUAGAGAUGGAGGGAAUAACUUUCAGUUGGCCAAACUGAUGAAGACAAAAAAAGUUGAUAUUGUUUAUGAUGUCAAAUGUUGUUUUUCUGCAGUGAACACAUAUUUUACAGACAUAAUGUAAAAUAAUGCAAAUGAUGAAUAUAAAUCAAUGUAACAAAACAUUA
Messenger RNA from Salvelinus sp. IW2-2015, 5563 nucleotides. NCBI's taxonomy places the organism in Eukaryota, Metazoa, Chordata, Actinopteri, Salmoniformes, Salmonidae. The record is from RefSeq and is a predicted model, not a curated record.